Molecule: messenger RNA, 1371 nt
Organism: Rangifer tarandus platyrhynchus (Svalbard reindeer)
Lineage: Eukaryota; Metazoa; Chordata; Mammalia; Artiodactyla; Cervidae
Source: the annotation of a GenBank genome assembly
AUGUCGGCCUUGAGGCGCUCGGGCUACGGCCCCAGUGACGGACCGUCUUAUGGCCGCUACUACGGGCCUGGGGGUGGAGAUGUGCCGGUGCACCCGCCUCCGCCCAUCUACCCCCCGCGCCCCGAGCCUCCCCAGCUUCCCAUUUCCUGGCGGGGGCGCGGGGGCGGCCCGGCGGAGACCACCUGGCCGGGGGAAGGCGGAGGAGGCGAUGCCUACUACGCGUCUGGAGGCGCCUGGUCAGAGCCGGGUCGUGCUGGCGGAGGCCACCAGGAGCAGCCACCAUAUCCUAGUUACAAUACUAGCUAUUGGAAUUCUACUGCCCGACCUCGGGCUCCUUACCCAAGUACAUACCCUGUAAGACCGGAAAUGCAAAGCCAGAGUUUGAAUUCUUAUACAAAUGGGGGAUAUGGCCCACCAUACCCCACUGGCCCGGGGACAAAUACUGCCUCAUACCCUGGGUCCUAUUACACACCUGGGUAUGCUCAGACCAAUUACUCCACAGAGGUUCCAAGCACUUACCGUUCACCUGGCAACAGCCCAGCCCCAGUCUCCCGUUGGAUGUACCCCCAGCAGGACUGCCAGACUGAAGCACCCCCUCUUAGGGGGCAGGUUCCAGGAUAUCCUGCUUCACAGAACCCUGGAAUGAGCGUACCCCAUUACCCUUAUGGGGAUGGUAAUCGUAGUGUUCCACAACCAGGACCAACUGUUCGACCCCAGGAGGACUCAUGGGCACCUCCAGGUGCUUAUGGAAUGGGAACCCGGUACCCCUGGCCUUCAGCUGCGCCCUCAGGACCACCGGGGGGUCUCUACAUGAACGAGGGCACUUCCUCAUGGCCUAGCAGUGGCUCUCCUCAGCCACCUGCUUCACCGCCACCCCCACAGCCUAAGGACUCCUACACCUACAGCCAGCCAGAUCAAGGCGUGAGCCAGCACAGCUUCCCUUGCAGCGUCCAUCAGUACGAGCCCGCGGGAUCAGUGAACCAUGACAGCUCAGAGCUCUUGGAUUCCCAGGUCCAGUAUAGUGCUGAGCCUCAUCUGUACGGUAAUGCCACCCACGAACAUCCCAGCACUCAAGACCAGGGCAAUCAUCUUGCUGAAGAGGGUUUAUCUUCAGAUGAAGGGACUCCCCCAAGCAUUAAAAAAAUCAUACAUGUGCUGGAGAAGGUCCAGUAUCUUGAGCAAGAAGUAGAAGAGUUCGUAGGAAAAAAGACAGACAAAGCCUACUGGCUUCUGGAAGAGAUGCUAACCAAGGAACUUCUGGAACUGGAUUCAGUUGAAACUGGGGGCCAGGACUCCGUCCGGCAGGCCAGGAAAGAGGCGGUUUGUAAAAUCCAGGCCAUACUGGAAAAAUUGGAAAAAAAGGGAUUAUGA